This is a messenger RNA of Helianthus annuus (common sunflower), 1005 nucleotides long. RefSeq names its product extensin-like. The record is from RefSeq and is a predicted model, not a curated record. The coding region runs from base 1 to 1005 and encodes 334 amino acids. Lineage: Eukaryota; Viridiplantae; Streptophyta; Magnoliopsida; Asterales; Asteraceae. The transcript is spliced from 2 exons.
AUGCCGCCACGAUUCCGGAGAGGCAGAGGCAAGGCCCCGUUAACGGGCCAUGAUCACGAGGUCGGGCCUUCCCACCGGCGCACACCAUCAAUUACCAUGAGCACCAGUCCCCAAGAGCCUUGGAGGACUUACAUUGAACCCGGGAGGCGAUCCGUCUCCCUAAGCUCCUCACCAUCAUACCUUCAUUCUUUUGGGCCUCAGUCUGAGAAUGAGCCCAACAACCCCCAACCUUCGUUCAUACCUCUUCAGCGAUCGAAUUCGCACCAUUCAUUCAAUGACCCCACUCCUGCUUUUCAGAGCCGGUUCAACCCUGCUAACUACAUUCAAGAACCCGUGGGUUUUAACCCAUUGGGACCAGAGGACCAUUUUUCCGGCGGUCACGCCAUGGAUAUGGACGAGGACUCAGACCCCGUCGAGCCUGCAACCGGAACCCCAAACCAUCCCAUCGAAAUCUCUAAUGGGUCUUCUUUUCAUGGAUCACCUUACCGUGGUCCUGACAGCUACCAGGCAAGGUUCAACCAGUUUGAGUGCCACUACCCACCACUCCAAGAAGAAGAACCGCAGAUGGGGGGACCAUCAAACCCCAUCUCGGAAGUAGACUCUGAGCCUGUGGCACCACCGUUGGGUUUUGGUAACCCAAUCCCUGCAUACGCCGGUUCAGCGGCGUAUAAUCCAUUCGAGCAGCCAGGCCAUACAAAUUACAACUAUGUGGAUGUUGAUCCUUAUCAAGCGGCGUGGGACUACAACGCUCUUCAUCCUGAAGGGCCCUAUGGUGGUCCUUGGACUACUGGGCACCCACCUUAUGUGUACCUGCAUCCGCCACCUCCUCAACCACUGUAUCAGCCACCGCCGCGGCCGCAGCUGAUCCCGCCAGAACGCCAACAAGAGGUUCUUGAUAGAUUAGACCAAGUUGAGCGGGAAGUUCAAGAAGACCGCAUUGAACGUCAAGGCUUCUUCAAGGGUUUAGCAGGCCUACUCGGGAAGUCCAAGAGAAGGGAUUAUUGA